Blepharisma stoltei is the source of this 1976-nucleotide messenger RNA. Lineage: Eukaryota; Ciliophora; Heterotrichea; Heterotrichida; Blepharismidae. The record is from the annotation of a GenBank genome assembly.
AUGCAAUCACUUUUCGAAGAAAUAGAAUAUUUACACAAAACUCCUUUCUGAAAGAAAGUGGAAAGCCAUCGUUCUUUAGAGACUGAUAAACUGUUAUAUCAAGGCAUGCUUUUAGAGCUCAAAUCUUCUGGAAAAACAAGGCAAAGUUUUUUUUCUUUGACAAACAAAUAUUUAUAUUCUUCCAAACCUGGGCACUUAAAGCCAAAUAAGCAAGCAGUUAUAAAAUUUAGAGUAAUUGAGCCAUUUAUAGAAGAAAGAGAGGAUACUGUCAAAUAUGGUUUUCAAAUUAUUUUGCAUAAACAUAGCAAAAUAUUUUACACAUCUUCGAUGAAAGAACUAGAUAAAUGGAUGGACUAUCUAGCAAUGGUUGGGAUCAUGACAAAAAUUGAAGAUGAUUAUCAAAUAAUGAAGCUCCUCGGGAAAGGGAGCUAUGCAAAUGUGUACUUAGCCAGAGACCUUUGUACAGAUAAAGAGUAUGCAAUAAAAUCAAUUGAUAAAUCACUUAUUAAAAGUAAAAAUACUUUUAAUGGGAUGGUGAAUGAAAUUGAUAUUCUCAGAACUCUGGAUCAUCCGAAUAUUGUCAAGAUCCAUAAAGUUUAUGAAUCUGAAACCCACAUACAAUUAGUCCUCGAUUAUAUAAAAGGUGGAAGUCUUUUAGCCAGAUUGCAUAAUGAAGGCCCUUUAUCAGAAAAACAAUCAAGAAAAUUCAUGAAAAAACUACUGGAAUUACUUGUAUAUUUAGAAGAUUCUAGCAUAAUUCACAGAGACAUUAAGCUUAAUCUUAAUCUUAAUUAUAUGUUAUUGAGUAGCUCCCCGGCCAGGACCGUAGGUCCUUUUCUUCUAUUUUUGGCCGCAUCGCUUGCUUUCCUUGCCCUGCUCCCAGUGUACACCUAAGUGCCACAGGCUGCCACUUGCCUCCUUCCGGUCAUGGGGCUUAGUCAUGAAAUUCCGGAAGUAGGCGGACUGGGUCACCAUGCUUCACGUCUUCGACUAGGUUAGAGCUAGGGAUUAGCUCCCUAGCUCUUAUCAGCAUCUGCUGUGCCGUCGAUUUGGGCACCAGCUGUCCCUAGAGGAAAACCCUUUUUUUCCCAUGUCCCGUCGGGACGAUCCGAAAAUCGUCAUUGCUGGACCGGGAGGGAAAACCUAGCCGGACACAAAUACCAGUACCCAUGCCAGACUUUUCACUGAGUGGAUUAACUUCAGGCCGCAGCAAGGUCCCCAAUCACACUAGAGGUUCGGGAGAGGACGGGUCGGUGUCGUCGCCAUUUUAUUUGUGUCAGAGACAUUAAGCUAGAAAACAUUUUAUUAUUGUCUGAAAAAAGCACUUCACAUUUUAAAUUGAUAGAUUUUGGCUUUUCAGGGUAUUUAAAAGAUAAAGAAACCGCAUAUUGUGGGACUCCUGGAUAUAUGGCUCCUGAAAUUAUUAGAAAUAUUCCAUAUGGCCUAAAAGCUGACGUUUUUAGUGCAGGAAUACUAUUGUAUAUACUUUUAUAUAAUCAAUCUCCCUUUACAGGUGACACAGCAAAUGAAGUGAUUGGUAUUUUAAAAAAUAGAAGAAAAAAUUUUAAAAAAAUUAUCAUAUUUUGCUAAAAAUUUAUAUGCAUGAAGUCAUUGAAAGUAACAAAAGAUGCAAAAUAUUUUUUGAUAGCAAGUAUUUUCUAAUGGCCUCUUGCGAAGCAAUCCAUACUAUUAUGGAAAUGACCAGCUCCAGUCCAGCAGCUAGACUUAAUGCAAAAGAGCUACUAAAGCUCAGAUGGUUUACAAAGGAAAAAUCAAAUGGCAGACUAAAAAGUAGGACACAUACUGAUGACAUCAUUUGCGCUGAUUCUGAUAAAAAGAGAAAAAGAGGAAGUAUGUCACACAAAACAAAAGGCCAUGAAUUAGAAAAAAAUUAUGUAAAAAAUAGGUCAAAUGUAAAAAAUGAAAAUAGAGCAAGAAGUAAAUCCUUAUAUGAAAUAAAAGAUGAAGGCUCAUAG